Messenger RNA from Strongylus vulgaris, 3366 nucleotides. NCBI's taxonomy places the organism in Eukaryota, Metazoa, Nematoda, Chromadorea, Rhabditida, Strongylidae. The record is from the annotation of a GenBank genome assembly.
AUGUUACCAGAUAUGGAGAAUUUAUCGGAUACGGAGCGCCAACACAUACAAAAUGUGCUAGAAAAGGCGGAGCAACGCACGCCAUACGUAAUCAGAAUGUCGUUGCCUCAUCAGAUGACAGGACGAACAGAAUCGUCCGAGCGCAUCUCCCUCGCUCCUUCGCAGAACUCACAAGACGAGGACUAUGAUCAACAGAUACGAUCUAUCGAAGAUGCCAUUCGUCGUGUUGAGAAACGUGCAAAAUCCGACGAAGAGGAACGAGCUCAGGAUUCAACGAAGCCACUUGACAUCGAGGACCUUAGUGCCGAAAUUGACCUGACUGCAAUAACAGCACGAGAAAUCAAUGCAGCAAAAGACGCUCUACGGGGAGGGGACCAUCGAGAGCCCCUUCCUAUUCCACAACAGAGAAAAGAAAGCCAGAAAGCCAAGGAAUCGUCGUCUCGUCGUUCCUCUAUCGGUGGGUUUAAGUCUUUGUUUGGUAAAGCCACUCAAGCGAUGAUGAGCGCAAAGGAUGCGCUUUCUGCGGAAGUUGAAAAGGAUCCAAAGGAUAAGGCUGGGCCAAGUUCUUCAGCGUCGCUGGCUGCCACAGGAGAACUAACAGCGGAAGAACUCGAACACAUUCGCAAAAUUGCAAUACUUGCUGAACAAGAUAUGAAUAAUACUUAUCCCAUGCGGAACUCGUCUCCUAGCUUGCAUACCGAUUCUGAAGAAACGAGACAGUCUGCCAUAGCUGCCCCGACACAGAAACGUCAAACUGACGCCAUAGCAGUUUCAGCAGGGAAUGUACAUACUGACGCUAGAUUGCAGGAAACGAGCGGAUCUUCUACAGCGGAGCUUACCCAAGAAGAGCUUGAUCAUAUCAAUCGCAUAGCCGAAAUGGCGAUGGGGGAGGAAUUUGGAUCGCGAAGUGAAAUUCAACCGCGAAUUCCAGCACCCAGUUCUGCUGAAAAUCCAUCGACGACGUCCGCUUCUGUUCCUCGAUUAAUAAGCAUCACUAGUUUUGGCACCAAGACUUUGAAAGGUGUAAUGGUACCCAGUUCUGCUGAAAAUCCAUCGACGACGUCCGCUUCUGUUCCUCGACUAAUAAGCAUCACUAGUCAUGGAGAUAACGCUCUUAAUAGCACAACUCAACACCUGAUCUUACCAGGUCAGAAUGAUCAGUUGACUCAAGAGGAGCUGGAACAUAUCAAUCGCAUUAAUCAGCUCGCAUUUCAAGAAGAAAACAUUCACGAUGGUUCUGCGGAAACGUUGAAACAACCCAACGCCAUUGAACCUUUGACCGAACUCACGCAAGAGGAACUUGACCACAUCGCCAGAAUCACGCAGAUGGCCGCCGAAAAUGGCGAUUUCGUUCCUACUCCCUCAAAACCUUACAGCUCACAAACGGGCUCCAUAGUGAAUGAAAAACCGAUCGCAGUCGCAACGGACAGUUAUAGUAAAUCCGUCAAACAAACGCCGUCAGCUUCCGCACUUCCUAAUGAAGAUUUAGCUGCAAACGAAGGUCAGCCAUCUCCUAGAAAAUUCACUUCGGAGCAGAUUCCUGAGUUUCGAUCGCAGUUGCAGUCGAAACCACUGGCGUCCUUUUUUGGAGUAAAAGCAUUCACUGGAUUUGGUUCGAAGACAUUCAAAAAUGCGAUGCAGAAAGCAGAAGAAGCGAAAAACGCUCUAGAAGAUUUGACUACUAACAAAAGCGGUGCUAAGUUAAGACCUCAUUCAGCCUCAAUCACUACAAUUUCAACUUCCCAUUUCCAAGAAUUUCCUGAUAAUUCAAUGGACCUUACAAAAGAGGAGUUGGAUCACAUCAAGCAAGUCACAGAGAUGGCCGCGCAGGAGGAAACUCUCUUGAAAACGUCAUCUACAGUAGCAGGUCAGGAUGAGCUUACAGAAGAUUUGCAUCAUAUCGAACGAAAAACAGCUAUGGCUCAGGAAGAUGAAAUUAUCUCGAAUCCAGUAGUAGCACAGCAGGGAGAACUUACCCAAGAUGAAAUUGAUCACAUCAAGCGCAUAACAGAGUUGGCCAUGAAAGAUGAAGCGUUUGCUGCAGAACCUAGUAUAUCCAGCACUUACGGGUUAACCCAAGAGGAGUUAGAUCAUAUAAAUCGUGUAGCUUUAGAAGCUGCUCAGGAUGGAGAUGAACAUCUUACUUUCCCUCAUCCCAGUGCUAUCAAAACGGGCGAUGAGCUCACUCAAGAAGAGCUUGCACAUAUUGCUUAUGUCAACCAGCUAGCUGAUCAAGAUGUACGGUCCCCAAUCAUUAGCGAGAUAACAGAGGGGAGAGUAUCCUUUCACGAAGAACCUUCACAAAAUAUUCCUCGAGCGCAACCUGCGCUAUCAUAUCUCCAGGAGACAUCAUUUGGAAGUUUUGGGUUAAAGACAUUCAAAAACGUUUUGCACAAAUCAGAAGCAGUCAAAAACCUACUGGACGAUGUGAGUGCUGGUAUUCGAAGAGACUCCGUAUCAAACAUAGAGACUCAGCCAGCGAUGGGGACGAAACUGGCAUCGGCAGUAGCAUACAGCCAACCUACCCAAGAGCAACUCGACAAUAGCAAGCAUGUUGCCGAGCUUGCGCUGCAAACUGAAACGGAGGUCACUUUGGAAGAGCACCCCGCUGCGAUAGAAUACUCUCCUGAAGAAAAUCUCAAAAUGAUCCCAGUAGAAGACGACGAGGAAACGGGAGAGUCCGUGACAGAAGGUGUCGUGGAACAGUUUUCACCUACAAGCAGUCACGAUUCAAGUCAGGAUCGUCAGCGCACCACAAGCAAAAAGUCUGGCGAGUUUGACAUUCUUUCAAUUCCCGAAAUGAUGAACACGCCGAACCUCAGCAAAUGGUACGAGGAGCAAUUGUCAUUCAUGCGCGAAUCUAUAGCUGACGAAGAAAACGAGGAACUAACGAGAGAUGAGGAACAAUUACCGGAGAUGCAAGAGAGUGUGACUGAGCAUGUCGAAACGAUUAAGUACCCAUACUUCGUAUCCGAAGCAGAGGAACUUAAAGCGGAGAAGGUGGUUUACAUGACAGGAGUCGAACAAUUACACCUUAAAGGUAUUCACAAUAGAACAAAUAGCAAUACGCAGUAUGCCACAAAGGCUGACCGAAACGCUAGAAAUGGUUACUCGAUUGUACGAAUCACUAAGCCAUCGAUCGUUGCGACGACGAGGGGCAGGACUCAGGAGGCUGGCAUCGAUCGCACGUCUUCUGGUGGCAUGCUGGACUCCAGCCAGGGAGGCCGCUUUCGCCUCUCCGGCUUUGGAAAGUUCGCCUCUGGUGCCCUCGGAAAGGCUGCCGCUCUGUUCCACCAUAUGUUAGGUUGGGCGGCUUCACUUUGUGCUCUGUGGCCUCGUGAAGUGCCUUCCCCAUUAAGUAGCUGA